Brienomyrus brachyistius is the source of this 6140-nucleotide messenger RNA. Its product is annotated as ephrin type-B receptor 4b-like. NCBI's taxonomy places the organism in Eukaryota, Metazoa, Chordata, Actinopteri, Osteoglossiformes, Mormyridae. Bases 844 to 3846 code for a protein of 1000 amino acids. The record is from RefSeq and is a predicted model, not a curated record. The transcript has 17 exons. Gene Ontology annotation, biological process: central nervous system projection neuron axonogenesis; axon guidance; cell surface receptor protein tyrosine kinase signaling pathway. Gene Ontology annotation, molecular function: ATP binding; transmembrane-ephrin receptor activity; protein binding. Gene Ontology annotation, cellular component: plasma membrane; neuron projection.
GGUACUGCUGAGGCGCGUGGACGCACGAGGGAGUGAAAGUUGGUGCUCAACUUCGCAUUUGGAAACAUAUUUUUUCCACCUUUACAUGCCCCGGCUUUGCUUAUUGUAUUAUAUCCUGCAAAGCGUAUAAUCGUACAACUUAAACGGCGAAAAAGACCGGACGGCGCGUUUUUUCGUUAUACGGAAAAAGACAGAAGAACUUUGCACCGUUCAUUUGGAAAUCUAAAUCUGCGGGUAGUCACUCGGGAAGAGGGAGGAAUCGGGAUUGGGACAGUAAAUGGCUAAGUAACCAUGCAUUUUUCAUGCGAGAUUACGCGCUGUCCGUUUUACUGAACAUUUCGGGUACUUUUAUACAGCGUCCCACUUCAGGUGGGCUCGUUUAUUGGACUACAAUAACAUACGGUGCUGCUGAAAUAUAAUCGUAGCCGUAUAUUUUUUUCGGUCUCCUUUAUUUAUCCACGUUACUGAAAAAAGAGAGGGCAGAUGGAAUCGUAUCAAAAUAAGGAGCCGCAGAAAUAGGUGCAACAUUUUAAUCUUCCACCAGUACGUUUAUUGCUGCCCGAGUGCUGUUUUUUAAUUUAUGCAAUCUUUGGAUGAUAUUUUAUUCAAGACCAUAUUCUGCCUUUUUUUGUGAUGUGUCUUCAGAAUUACUGCAUCGAAGUCAUCUAUUAUUUUGCUAUAGUGUUUUGUAGGCAGUUCGAAAAUCUGUGAAAGAAGUUUCAUACUUCGUGAUUUCCAGUGUUCUGGGGCCACUUUCGUCUGUCACCGAUGUGGGCAGCACGGUCAGUAGGCAGACGGCCUAGCUGACAGUGUUUCAAAUAACAUUAAAACCACAUCUUACAUAUGUCCAAAGGAUUCUCAGUAUUUGUCGGAGUUUUACUUAUCAACAUGGAACAUGUGUCCCGCGUUGCCUUCGCCAAGCUAUGGAUCGGACUGAUGGUCUCUCUCUGUCUCUGCUCAGCCAAAGAAGAGGUGCUGAUGAACACAAAACUGGAAACCUCUGAUCUGAAGUGGACUGCCUUCCCCAGGGAAAACUCAGAGUGGGAAGAGAUGAGUGGCCAGGACGACGAGCAGAACAGCGUACGCACCUUCCAGUUCUGCCCGGCCAACAGGAGCCGCAGCCACUGGCUGCGCAGCACGCUAAUCGAGCGGCGAGGUGCCACGCAGGUGUACGUCGAGCUGCGCUUCACCAUGAUGGAAUGCGCCUCGCUGCCCAUGCCGCCCCACGGCUGCAAGGAGACCUUCAACCUCUACUACUACCAGGCAGACACGGAUGAGGCCACAGCCACCUACCCUCCCUGGAUGGAGAACCCCUACAUCAAGGUGGACACAGUGGCAGCAGAUUUCUUGCUCCGGAAGGAUGGGGAACGCAAGUCGAACCUGAAGACGCUGCGCUUGGGCCCGCUGAUGAAGCAGGGCUUUUACCUCGCCUUCCAAGCUCAGGGUGCCUGCAUGGGCCUGCUGUCAGUGCGCGUCUUCUUCAAGAAGUGCCCGGCUCUCACGCGCAACUUCGUCCACUUCCCUGACACCGUGCCCCACUCCCUAGUGCAGCAGGCGCAGGGCCAAUGCGUGGACAACGCCAUCCAGCAGGGGGCAACGCUGCACAUGUUCUGCGGCGAGGACGGGCAGUGGGUGGGGCAGCCCAGUGGCGCCUGCGCCUGCCGUGCCGGGUUCGAGCCCCUGGGCGCCGAGUCCCGUUGCCAAGCCUGCCUGCCUGGUUACUUCAAGAUGUCCCUGGGUGCUGAUCAGUGCAGACGGUGUCCAGAUUUCAGCAACUCCAUCAGCAGUGGCUCCGCUGUCUGCCCUUGUCGCCCCACUCACUUCCGGGCCAAAUCGGACCUCCCAGACGCGCCAUGCACUACCCCACCCUCGGCACCCCGCAGUGUCGUGCCCCUGAUCAGUGACACAUCUGUCACACUGGAGUGGAGUGAGCCACUGGAACGCGGCGGUCGCCAUGAUCUGACUUACACUCUGCAGUGCCGGCGCUGCAUCUCCAGUGAGCGCUGCGUGUCCUGCUCCGACAGCGUGAGCUACCGACCCUCCCAGCAUGGACUUACCCAGCGACAGGCGGUGGUCUGGGGCCUGGAACCCUACACCACCUACAGCUUCUCGAUCCAGGCCUUCAACGGCGUGUCCCAGUUCAGCAGCAUGGAACCGGCCAGCGAGAGCAUCAACAUCACCACCAGCAACAACGUUCCGGUGCUAGUGUCGGGAAUCAGAAGGAGCCAAGCCACAGAGAACAGUGUGACCCUGCAGUGGUCCAUCCCUGUGGAGCCCCAGUACAGCAUCCUGGAAUACCAGCUGCGUUACUGUCAGAAGGAGAAACAGGACGACAGUAUCAGCUGGCAGUACAAGGGGAGCAAGACCAACCACGUGGUGCUGGGGGACCUUCGUAGGGGCACCCAGUAUGAAGUUCAGGUCCGCGCUCGCACAACGGCUGGCUACAGUAACUUCAGCCCAUCCUCCACCUUCCGUACCCUGCCUGAUGGAGAAGAGUCCCACUCCCACCUUAUGGUUACUGGGGUCCUGGUGGGUGCUGCCACAUUACUCCUCAUCAUUGUCAUUGCCAUUGCCGUCUUCUGCUUACGGAAACAAACGAGGACGAAGGACCCAGAGUUGAGUGACAAGAAUGGACAGUACCUCAUUGGUCAGGGAAUCAAGGUGUACAUCGACCCCUUCACCUACGAGGACCCCAACGAGGCCGUCCGGGAGUUCGCCAAGGAGAUCGACGUGUCCUUCGUGAAGAUCGAGGAGGUCAUCGGUGCGGGGGAAUUCGGCGAGGUGUGCCGUGGCCGACUGAAGGUCCCCGGGAAGAAGGAGAACUACGUGGCUAUCAAGACCCUGAAGGGUGGCUACACGGACAAGCAGAGGCGGGACUUCCUGAGCGAGGCCAGCAUUAUGGGCCAGUUCCAGCAUCCCAACAUCAUCCACCUGGAGGGCGUCAUCACCGCCAGCUGCCCCGUCAUGAUCCUCACUGAGUACAUGGAGAACGGCGCCCUGGACUCCUUCCUCAGGCAAAACGAUGGGCAGUUCACCCCCAUCCAGCUGGUGGGCAUGCUCCGGGGUAUUGCAUCAGGUAUGAAGUACCUGUCAGAGAUGAGCUACGUUCACCGAGACCUUGCUGCCCGCAACAUCCUGGUCAAUAGCAACCUCGUGUGCAAGGUGUCCGACUUUGGCCUGUCACGCUUCCUGCAGGAGAACUCCUCUGACCCGACGUACACCAGCUCCCUGGGAGGGAAGAUCCCUAUCCGCUGGACAGCCCCGGAGGCUAUUGCCUUCCGCAAGUUCACCUCGGCCUCAGAUGUCUGGAGCUAUGGCAUUGUCAUGUGGGAAGUCAUGUCCUUCGGAGAGAGGCCCUACUGGGAUAUGAGCAACCAGGAUGUGAUCAACGCCAUCGAGCAAGACUACCGGCUGCCCCCGCCGCCCGACUGCCCCACCUCUCUGCACCAGCUGAUGCUGGACUGCUGGCAGAAGGACCGGGCAGCGCGACCCCGCUUCAGUACCAUCGUCAGCGCCCUGGACAAGCUGAUCCGCAACCCGGCCUCACUCAAGAUCGUCUCCCGGGAAGGAGGAGGGCCGUCCCAUCCCCUGCUGGACCAGCGCACCCCCCCUCCGCUAUCCGCCUGCGGCUCGGUGGGAGAGUGGCUCAGGGCCAUCAAGAUGGAGCGAUACGAAGACAGCUUCCUCCAGGCUGGCUUCACCAGCUUCGAGCUUAUCUCACAGAUCUCAACAGAGGACCUCCUGCGCAUUGGGGUCACACUCGCAGGACACCAGAAGAAGAUCCUCUCCAGCAUCCAGACCCUGCGGGUACACAAGAGCCCCAUCACUAUGUCUAUGCAGUACUGACUCCUUCCUGAACUGUGACGCGCGCCUGCCUUUAACCCAGAGGAGCCAUCAGACACCCCACAGGUGCUCAUCAAACACGCGACCCUCGUUCGACUACAAAUCGACAAGCGAAACAAGCGAAACAAAAAAAAAACAGCAUUCGUUCAACCCAAGGUGAUUUGUUGCCAAAAGCUGGUCGUCUGCAGGUUGUUUAGCAUUAGCUUAUUAGAGAGAGCUGUUCAUUGAGUCGCCAAGCUGCCCUGCUCCUCGAUGCUGCCUUGGGGGGGAAGACAAAGGAAUGGCGCCGUCUUCCUCCUCCUCCUCUUCGACCCGCACUCGUCGGCGUUCGGACUGACGAAGGGGCGGGUGCAGGGGAGUGGAUUCUGACAGUGCCUGGUUCAGAUUACGGUUCCCUCUGAAAAAUCGACGCCAACGAAAAUAGAAGGGGGAUCUUUAGCACGGAGUGUUUUAAUCACUUUGUCAUUUUUAAGCCUGUGAAAGUCAAAGCAGAACGGGAGAAGCUGUAUAAAUGAUUCCUACGGAAGGUCCUUUGGUAUUUAUGAAGACAGCAGUGUUUCAAUGGACUUCUCUCAAUGGGCCAACUGUUGUAUGCUUGAUACAGAUAUCCCGUUUUCCCCUAGAGCCAUCCUAUGCCUGAAUUGAUCAACAUAAUCCCUCACAUGGUCUUAUUCUUUAACUAAAGCUAUUUUAACAAAUCUGACUUCACAGGUUGAAAAGAGGGCUGAUUCAAAAUCGGCACUUUUAGCUUAGAAAUGGUGGUAUUCUAUAAUUUUUUUUUAAGUAUCUGGACAUGGUUUUUUUUGGAUGUUUUCAUUUCUGCCUUUUCUCUUGGCGGACUGGAUGCAAGGAGAGACUGAUAAACCCGCUGUCCAAUUCUUCAUGGAACAUGGAGUUCAAUCAAAAUGAGCAAUAAAUUGUGGGUGGUUUUUAUAGUGACUGUGAAGAUCAAGAUAAUUGUUAUGCUGAGUGGCCAUGGAUGGUGCUGAAUUUUGCCUCCGUCUGGUCCACAGGUGAUAGUUAGUCUUACCUCCUCCCCCCAAAAAUGUGACACAUGCCCCCCCCCCCCCCCACCUAGGACCAGGGACCCAACCCUGACUCAGCAUCUCUCCUCACUGCUGUGGACAGUAAUAUACUGGCCACUGGGAAUCCUGAACGUUCACAUCUGGUCUUCACAUUGAAGACCUGCUAUUGUCAUAUACCAAUGAUUUUUUUUUCUAUUAUUGAUUUGCCUUUUUUAUGUACUGUUGUAUUUCUUAUAUACAUAUAUAUGCAGAUAUACACACAGUGACCUCCAUUUGAAUUAUGCCCUUUAUUCAUUAGCAGAAAUAUUUAUUCUGUUUAUGCCCCAAACAUAACUAUUUAACAGUUAAUUUAAAAUGUGUGCAAAGCUGUUUAUUUUUGCAGAAAUAAUAUUUAAAUUUUUAUAUAAUUGCAUGUGUCAGAGCAGCUCUGGAAAAUACAGGAGUUAGUCCAGACCUCUCUGUGUUUAUCAGAAAAGCAUGACGGCUGCGUUUGCCCCCCCGCCCGCCACUGACCCCACCUGGUGUUUGUUCUGCACCGCGGCCGCCGCCCCCCAGGAGAGGAGGCACUCUUCGUGAGGUUUUGGCUUCCCCUUGCACGGGGGUCCGACCACUGGGCUCGGUAGAGUUCUCCCGGGGCUUCCGAAUGUGGGCGGACAGGAUCCCCUCACGUGUUUGAAAGCCCUGGGACUGUGCAGCGGGGGCCUGUAGCCACAUCGACUGCUCCAGCAAUGUUUACUUAAACGCUCCCUGAACUGGCUGCGUCCAGACUUGAGGUUCAGGUUAUUUAGGCCUUUCUCAGAAAAGACAAAACAAGAAGUCAGAAACAUCCACCCCUGUCCCCCGGACUUUUCUUGUCCAUAAACUUACUUUUAAGCACAUCACUGUUCAGUCAACCCCAUUUUCACAAAGAUAUACAUGCACUUUUAGAUAAUACAACAGGUCAUGUUUAUACAUACAUAGUUAUGGCAUUGUAACUAAUCUUUUUUAACUUAAAAAUGUGCCAACAGAGAUCCACUGGGGGAAAAAAAAAUCAUUCAAAUUACGCUGAUUGGGAUGGUGAAGUAAUUUUUUGGCAGGAUGACAAACACAACACUCACAGUACACUCAUGCUAUUUGUCCGUUCAUCUCUUAUAGUUAAGGUGAAUGUGGAAGUCACUGUGUAUAUAUGAAUAUAUAUGUGUAUGUAUGACAGGAUGCUGGGAGGUGGAAUCUCUUCGCACAGUGUAAUCUGUGUCCAGUCACAAUAAAGAUUCUCAGCACUGAUAUAUCCCA